AUAUUUUAUUGUUGUAUUAUUGGUUAACUGUUAUUAAUUUUAUUUUUAUCAAUUUAAUUUGUAAUUUUUAUAUUAUGUACAGAUAAUAUGGAACGUCGUCCCAUCUAUGUACGUCAUAGUAUGCGUUUGGCAGUAGCAAGCAUAAUAGAUAAGUUUGAAAAUGAUUCUUUUGAAAAUGGAACCCCAAUCUCAGAGUUUGGGUUUGAAAAAAUUAGAUUAGGUCGUAUGCUGCAAAAUGUAGGAAAAAACAUAAGUGAAGAUUAUAUUAUGCAAAAAAUAGCAGAGACCCUUCCCACCACCUGGGAUUCUGCAAAGGAAAUUUUUUUUAAUCACGACCAACCAACCUGUGUGGUACUAUUUAUACAAUUAUUGGCGGAAGCGGAGCGCAAGAUCUAUCCACUUUGGAUACAAUUUGAGAUAGAGAAAAUGGAUCCACAAUCAGAUGUCAUAGACCAUAUAAAAAGAAAGAAUCAUUAUUUAGAGAACUGAGACAAAAAAGUUGUACGCUGUUGUUAACACGCUUCUAUCUUUGUGGCCGAUUGACUUCAUUCAUACGUAGUUCGAGAAUGGCUUCCUAGAUAUGAUAGAAUUGAAAGAUCUGUUAGAGAACAUCGAAAAUGACUUAAUCUAUUUACAAGCAUUAGAAGACUGGGAGGCUCAACAGAGGAACAAUGAACAUCAGAACUU
This is a messenger RNA of Ilex paraguariensis (yerba mate), 687 nucleotides long. The record is from the annotation of a GenBank genome assembly. NCBI's taxonomy places the organism in Eukaryota, Viridiplantae, Streptophyta, Magnoliopsida, Aquifoliales, Aquifoliaceae.